Molecule: messenger RNA, 808 nt
Organism: Ilex paraguariensis (yerba mate)
Lineage: Eukaryota; Viridiplantae; Streptophyta; Magnoliopsida; Aquifoliales; Aquifoliaceae
Source: the annotation of a GenBank genome assembly
CACCAAGAACCCCCAAAAUGUCUCUCCCAUACUCCUUGUUGUUCUUACUUGGGGUGGUGAUACUCACCGCCACCCCUUCUCUUGCUGAACACCCCAAGCCACCCACUUACGAGCACAAACCACCCAUUCCUCUCCCAUACAAGAAGCCACCACCGGAGCACCUACCACCAAAGCCAGUAUUCAAGCCACCACCAUUUGGAAAGCAUCCACCGUUCAAGAAGUCGCCACCGGUGCACUUGCCGCCAAAGCCAGUAUUCAAGCCACUUACGGUGGUAAAGUUUCCCCCCAACUACAAGUCACCAACUCCAUUCAAGAAGCCACCACCAAAGCCUUUUCACAAGCCGCCUCCGGUGAAGAAGCCGCCAUCAGAGUACAAGCCACCAACUCUGCCACCCAUUAUUGUUAGACCACCACCCAUCAAGCCACCAGUUCUGCCACCCGUUGUUGUUAGGCCACCGCCCACAAAAAAGCCAUUCCCACCUCAUGGUCGCUUCCCUCCAUACAAGAAGGCACCGCCACCACACUACAAGCCACCUUACUAGGCCACCAUUGGCUUUCCCUACCAACUGAGUCACUAUAUGUACUGUGGGUAGAUUAGCUGCUAGAAAUAAGAACUGCUAGUGAAUGGAUAUAAGCUUGCUUAGGGUUAUCCAUCAAUUACAAAUAGUGAGAAGGUUCAUGGUGGUAUUGUUUAGUGCAUUAUCUGUUCUAUUGUAACCCUAUAUGGGUGUAUGCUAGGAUGUAUGUAAAGCAGUGAGCACUAUCUUCAUUAUUAUAUAAUUAAUGUUAUAUGAAUUCCCAUUAUUCC